UCAAGGGUCAUUUGUAUUUGUAGUGUCCGGCAACACACCACACCGCGGCAGGUCACACCACACGCCAACACGCUCGCCAAGGAGACCCCCCAUCUGCCCAUGCAUCCAUCCAUCCAUCAGCUCAUGAUUGUCUCGUUCCACACACAUGAACAUGAAUGUGACGCCACCGCGCCACGACGCCAACGCAUCAACGAACCAACACUACUGACACGCGACAAGGCGACCGACUUCCCUCCCCCCUCCCACCUCAUACGCACCGACGACACCAACACAGACGCGCCCUCACAGGAAGACAAGACAUGCAGCCGAGCCACCGCCGCUUAGAACCGCCUAUCAACACUUACCAUUGCAACCGUGGAUGACUCCAAAAUUGACAGUCCUCCCCUCUCCCCGCCUCCACGUUAUGGACACACACACUUUGUCACGUGCACACACAGAGAUACCGACAGACACACGAGGGCAUGACGCCCCAUCACUCCCGACCACAGAGCAGCCAACUAGGAAAAACUGGCCAGCCAGGAGGGAGAGAGAGUGUGUCCAUACAGGCGUGCAGGUGGUAUCCGAUGCGGCUGCACUCUGCAGUUGGCGAGUGCGUGGGCAAAAACAGGUGGCGGAUGAAUGUGGGAGGUCGUCUGUGUGGACAGCCACAACACACGGCAUACACACACACACACACACACAGAGAGAGAGAGAGAGAGACAGAAUCGCCCGCAGCUCCCUCCCUCCCCUGUAGCCACAUUCAUCAAUCCAUCCAUCCACAAAGUAGCCAGCAAUAUACUACACGAGAAAUAGGGGAUAGCAGCCCACCCUGCCACCCGACACACACUCAGGCGGCAGGCAGACAGGCAGUAAGUCGUCGUCACUCGGGCGCAUGCACCACACCACAUGCACCGCCACUUACAGACAGAAAACACGUCAAUGCAUGUAGCCACGUAUGAGCGUUAGCAGGGCCCCGUCCGUUCUGUCUGCACCUUGAGCAGACAUCACAGCACACGACAAACAGAGGGCCCGCGCCCACACGUACACAUGACCCCACGCACCCACGCACCCAGGCACCCUCACACGCAAUCAAGCAGGCAAUAAGCAAGCAACAAACCUCCGGACACAAGCCUUGAAACGCACAGCUGGCCACAGCUCUGCCUACCUAUGUGCGGCGUGCCUGCCGCGCCGCCAUGGAUGCGGGCCAAGUGCCCAUACAGCUCGGCACACAUCUCAUCAACGGGGAAGCUCUCACCUCGCCGUGUCGAGGUCGGUGAAGAAGAGCCACCCCAGUCCCAGCCCCCGCCCGCACCUCCCUCUCCCUCCGGCAGAGUAGCCGUCCAGCCACCCCCACCAGCCACACGCCGGUCGAGCAAUCGCGGCCCCGUCACGGCGAUGGGAACGGGAGCCGACGAUGCCAUCGCCGCCUCGGCUGAGGCCGCUUUCCGCAAUUGUGGCAUGGUCGGCGGCUCGCAGCAGUGGAGGACAUUUGCGAUGCGGUGGCACAUGUCCCCCAGCAGCUGCCUGGCCUCGGCGUCCUCCAGAGCUUCGUCGAAGUGCCACCGGCGAUCCGUCGACGUGCCCGCCUUGAUGAAGUCUAGCGCCUGUCUGCAGACGCUCUUGAGCUGUGCUGUGUAGACCUUGCUGUUGGUCCUGGCAUCAGCGUCAGGGCUGCUCCUGGUGGGAGGGGGCCGGGCCGGGGGAGGGGGGAUUGGUACGCUUUGCGAUUGAAGGCAGCUUGACAUGCCCUCGACAUGGUUAGGUUGAUUGCCUGAUGGGGAGAGGAGGGGCUCGUGACGCCGCACAGUUGGCGGUCUGACCUGAAUGGGACAGACAGACAGACAAACACCCCAUUUGUAUGUAUUGGUUUCCUCCAUCAUUCUUGGUCGGUCCGCGUGUACUUUCUCUGUCUGUCUGUCUGUCUGUCUGUCCGUCUGUCUGUCUGUCUGUCUGUCUGUCCGUCCGUCCGUCCGUCUGUCACACACUUGGAAUGAGUGUUGGGUCUCGCCGUUCGGGUCGCCUUCGACGAGCUCCAGCCCAUUGAUGGGCGGUAGAGUGAUGCCUUGCCUUCGCAGGAACUUGCGGUACAUGAAGAAGCGGCACCCUGACAGACAUGGGCAUGGGCACCCAUCGGCACAGAAACGGAUGUGGUGUGUGCGUCUGUCGGCCCACCUUGCAGGGAUCGCCGCUCUGACGGGUGGUGGAUGUCGGGGCAGAAGGGGCGCUGACAGGUGCCGUGGGCGUGACUCAGACACGGUCUCGUCUUGUAGUACAGGGGAUGGUAAUCAUGCUCAGCUGACCACACACACACACACACACCAUCACUGCAGCUGUCCAGUCCCACCACACACACACGCUUUCUCACCUUGUGAAUGGGCAUACGGGCACUUGUCUCCUCUCUCGCAGCGUGACGCCGGAAGGUCCGGGCAGGGCAGAUGGACGUACCGCAGCGUGCCGGGGCAGGAUCUGCCGAAGCCGGGGCCUCUCCGCAACCUCUCUUCUUCUCCGUGUGAGUAGGUGCAUGACUCCCCGUAAGCACAGUGCCGCUGCAGAUGCGUCCGCCUCCUGGGGCAUGGUGUCGUGAAGAUGCUGAAACACAACAAACGAUAGAAUGACAGACGAUGCGGUGCUCAUCCCACAUAAGAAGAUCUGUGACUCGUGCGCACCUGAAGAGUUCUGCCUCUGAGAGGACGCGGUUCAUUCACUACGUCAUCAAAUGCGCUGUGGCCCCGCACUGAGACUUCGCUCCCAGCCC
Molecule: messenger RNA, 2734 nt
Organism: Vitrella brassicaformis
Lineage: Eukaryota; Vitrellaceae
Source: the annotation of a GenBank genome assembly